AUGGUUUACCAAGGGAAGACUAGGAAAUACAUUGAGGAGUACCUCAAAUACGGCUUCACAUCUCUAAGCAAGGGAGAUUUUGAUGUACCCCAGUGUGUUAUAUGCCUUAAAACCCUGAGCAAUGAUGCCAUGCGCCCAACAAGAAUGAAACGUCACCUCACUGGCACCCACCCAGACAUAGUUGACAAGCCAGAAGCCUAUUUUGUAACCAAAAGAGACAGCCUUAUGAGACAGAGACUGGACGGCACAGGAACAUUUCGACAGCAGUCAGCAAAGGUUGUGGAAUCAUCAUAUGAAUUAUCUCUGAUGACAGCUGAUGCAAAAAAGCCACAUAGCAUUGGCGAAACCCUUGUGAAACCAUGCAUUCUAUGGCUACUUCCGGAGGAGAGCUAUCAGAAAUUGUCGAAGAUUUCUCUAUCCGAUUCCACAGUAAAGCUUCGGAUUGAUGAAAUGGCGGAGGACAUAAAAACUCAAGUGCACAGAUGGAGCUCCAGCCAUGUUGGGAUCACGCUCAGGCCUCGUUACCAAGGUGAAAGAGAAGAAUCCAUUGGUAAUAUCUACACACUGCUCCAUACAUCGCCAGGCUUUGGCAGCAAAGACCCAACCCUCGCAACUCCAGGAACAUCUUAA
This is a messenger RNA of Homarus americanus (American lobster), 630 nucleotides long. RefSeq names its product zinc finger BED domain-containing protein 5-like. The coding region runs from base 1 to 630 and encodes 209 amino acids. The transcript has a single exon. NCBI's taxonomy places the organism in Eukaryota, Metazoa, Arthropoda, Malacostraca, Decapoda, Nephropidae. The record is from RefSeq and is a predicted model, not a curated record.